Aspergillus terreus NIH2624 is the source of this 1929-nucleotide messenger RNA. RefSeq names its product threonine aldolase family protein. Gene Ontology annotation, cellular component: cytosol. NCBI's taxonomy places the organism in Eukaryota, Fungi, Ascomycota, Eurotiomycetes, Eurotiales, Aspergillaceae. The record is from RefSeq and is a predicted model, not a curated record. Gene Ontology annotation, biological process: L-threonine catabolic process; glycine biosynthetic process. The transcript has 2 exons. The coding region runs from base 1 to 1929 and encodes 642 amino acids. Gene Ontology annotation, molecular function: L-allo-threonine aldolase activity.
AUGCCCGAUUCCACCCCCGCGUCCAAUGAGUUCCGCAGCGACACCUUCACCACGCCCACACCCGCCAUGCUGCACGCUAUGGCGACCGCCACCUUCGGCGACGACGUCUACGGCGAAGACCGCACAACAAACGACUUCCAGGCCGAGAUCGCCCGCCUAACCGGCAUGGAAGACGCCUUGUUCAUGCUGUCCGGCACGAUGGGCAACCAGAUCGGCGUGCGCGUGCACCUCACCCAGCCGCCGCACUCGGUGCUGUGCGACUACCGCGCCCACGUCUACGCCGAGGAGGGCUCCGGGCUGGCCGUGCUGUCGCAGGCGAUGGUCACCCCCGUGCACCCAGCCAACGGCAUCUACCUAACGCUGGACGACGUGCGGAAGUGGGUGGUGCUUGGGGAUGACAUCCACACGGCGCCGACGCGGGUCAUCAGUCUGGAGGUCACGAUUGGCGGGGUGCUGACGCCGCUGGAGGAGAUACGGAAGAUUGCGGAGUUUGCGCGGGCAAACGGUAUCAAGGUGCACUGUGAUGGGGCGCGGUUGUGGAAUGCGUCUGCUGCGUCGGGGCACUCGCUUGCGGAGUAUUGUCAAUAUUUUGAUAGUGUGUCGAUGUGUGUGUCGAAGGGGUUGGGGGCGCCGGUCGGGGGUGUGCUCGCCAGCACAAAGGCGAAUAUCAAGCAGGCGCGCUGGCUGCGGAAACAGCAGGGCGGUGGUAUUCGACAGGCGGGUGUGUUGACGGCGGCGGCCAUGGUGGCGUUGAAGGAGGUGUGGCCGACGAUGAAGACGACGCACGAGCGGACGAAGAAACUGGAGGAGGACUUGCGGGCAAUUGGGGUCGUGCCGCAGAUUCCGGUCGAUACGAAUUUCUUCUUCAUUGAUGCGGAGAGGUCGAAGAUCGAUAUGGGCGUGCUGUUGGAGCAAUGUGAGAAGUUCAAUGUGAAGCUGAUGGACGAACGCAUCGCCAUGCAUCACCAGAUCAGCGACGAGGCUGUCGAGAACCUCAAAACGGCCAUCGCAGAGACUGUCAAGAUUACGAAGACCUUGCCUCCGGGACAUGUUUCGUCGAGACAGCCAGCUGGAUAUGGGAUCGUCGUCCUCCCCGUCGGACAGCUCAACAUCCUGCAGGUUCUCACCCUCAUCCUCCUCCUCAGCCGUGAACCCAUAAUCCUCCUUCUUCAGCUUCUUCCAGGCCGCAAGAGUCUGUCGUCUGGUCAGACAGAAUGGCAGCUUCGACAACGACACACAUCCAUCCUGAGUAACCUCGACAGUCUGACCGAUCGAGCUGGCGGUAUCGGUCGCCUUGUCCAUCAGAAUGAUAUGAAUGAAGAAAACCAUACCCGGCUGCGCAAUCACAUCCUGUCCCCUCACGAACAUGGGAAAGUCCAUCCACGUCGGAGAGAACGUCGCACCCAGACUAUACCCACACGAGUUGAACCGCUGGUCGCGGAACCCGUUCUCGUCGGCCACGCGCGCGUACGCCUCGAAGACAUCGCCGAUCGGCCGCCCAGGUUUGAGUGCCUCCAUGCAGGCCCGCAUCUGCAAGAUGUUGACCUCGUGCAUGCGGCGCGCGAGCUUCGUCACGCCGCCGAUGGGGAUGGUGCGCAUCAGACACGCAUGGUAGUGCUUGUACACGGCCGCGUGCUCCAGCGUCAGCUGGCGCUCGAUCUUGUCCUUGCCGGUCGAGUACCGCGUAAGCACGGCCUUGUUGCCCGAGACCAUGAUGUUCUCGUUGGCCGGGUCGUCGCCGCCGCCCUCGUACACCGUGCCGACCAACUCGCGCCAGAGAUCGCCCUCGUAGGCGCCGGGCUUUGCGAGCUUGAGCGCGCGCACGAGCGAAAAGUCCGCCAGGUACGCCGCCUUGCGCACCUUGCGCAUCUCCGCCUCCGACUUGAUGAUGCGCAGCUCGCGCGUCAGCAGAUCGCUGCAGUCUACUAA